GAUAUAGUUUUCAAAUUGAAACGGUAACGUUCUGGUAUCCAUAGAUAAACUCUAUUUUCUUCCAUGGAAUCAUGGCCGGCUCCGUAGUGAACCACCUCCUCCCCAAGGCCAACCGAUUCCCGCCCGCCGCCUCCUCCAGGUCCCCCGCCGCCGCAGUCCUUGCUCUCCUCGAAGAGGGCAAUCUCAAGAAAGCCGUGUCGGUCCUCUUCUCCUCCCCCGUUCCUUUCCCUCCCAACCUCUACGCCCGCCUCUUCAGCCUCUGCUCCUCGAACCUCGCCAUCGUCGAGGCCCGUAAGCUCGAAUCUCACCUGGUCACCUUCAACCCCGAUCCCCCUACCUUCCUCCUGAACCGGGCCAUCGAGGUUUAUGCGGAAUGUGGGUGCUUGAAAGACGCCCGCGAGCUAUUCGAGGAAAUGCCCCAGAGGAAUGGCGGGUCCUGGAACGCUAUGAUCACAGCUUAUUCCCGGGCGGGCCUCCCCAAGAAGGCAUUGGGGAUGUUCAAGUCUAUGUACCGGUCAGGUUUCUCAGCGAGCGAGGUCGUGUUUGCUGGCACACUGAGGGCUUGCUCCACUUUGUUGGAUAUUUCCCUUUCGAAGCAAAUUCACGGGCUGAUCGUGAGAACUGGUUUUUCUGGGAAUUUGAUCUUGGGAAGCUCUGUAGUUGAUACGUAUGGGAAAUGUGGGGUCAUGAGUGACGCGAGAAGGAUGUUUGAUGAAAUACCGAGGCCGAACGAGGUGUCUUGGAAUGUGAUCGUCCGUAGGUAUCUUGAGAUGGGCGACGGGAAGGAAGCGAUUUCAAUGUUCUUCAAAAUGUUCCGAAUGAAUACGAAACCAUUGAAUUUUACAUUCUCAAAUGCCUUAGUUGCCUGCUCAAGUACGCUGGCCCUCAAUGAGGGGAUGCAGAUCCAUGGGAUGGUGAUCAAGACGCGUCUCGAAGAAGAUGAGGUCAUUUCGUGCUCUCUUAUAAGUAUGUACAUAAAGUGCAGAAAACUGGAUAGCGCUCAGAAGAUUCUUGAACUGCCUGGUGCAGGAAAUAUAGUCUCUUGGACUACGAUGUUAUCGGGUUAUGUUAUGAUUGGUGAGACUAAAAGAGCACGGAAGCUUUUCGACGAGAUGCCCGAGAGGAAUGUGAUCUCAUGGAAUGCGAUGUUGGUGGGAUACACUCGGCUUCUCCUGUGGGAGGAGGCACUAGAUUUCUUCUCUCUGAUGCGAAGCAAGACUAAAGAAAUUGACCAUGUAACUCUUGGUUUGAUGGCGAAUAUAGGUGCAGGCCUUUCAGACAUUGAACUGGGGAAACAAGUCCACGGGUUUGUUUAUCGUAAUGGAUACCAUUCAAACUUAUUCGUGGGUAAUUCCCUUUUGGAUAUGUAUGGAAAAUGUGGCGACUUGAGAACUGCUAGAGCUUGGUUUCACCAAAUGGGCCGGGUCCGAGAUCAGGUUUCUUGGAACUCUCUACUCACUAGCUACGCUCGCCAUAGAAUGAGCGAACAAGCUAUGGAUAUCUUUCCUGAAAUGCAAUGGGAGACAACUCCGAGUAAAUUUACGUUUGGGACCCUCCUUGCGGCUUGUGCUAACAUUUUCGCCAUCAAUAAUGGGAAGCAGAUCCACGGUUUCAUGCUCAGAAAGGGAUACGAAAUGGAUCUCGUGGUUAGGGGAGCUCUGGUUGAUAUGUACUCGAAAUGCCGAAAUCUUGAGUACGCUAUCAAAGUUUUCAGGGAGGCAGCUUCUCGGGACGUGGUUCUUUGGAACUCUCUGAUCCUGGGCUGUUACCACAAUCGGCAGACCAAGCUGGUCCUCGACCUGUUCAAAUCCAUGGAGGGAGGGGGUAUUACACCUGACCACGUAACACUUCACGGCGUCCUGCUGGCUUGUGUCUCUGAGGGACUUGUUGACUUUGGAAGGAAGAUCCUCGACUCAAUGAGUGAAGUAUACUCCACUAUCCCAAGGAUGGAGCACUAUGAGUGCAUGAUCGAACUGUACAGUUGUUAUGGGCGCAAGGCGGAGCUCGAAAAAUUUGUGAAAACAGCCCCCUUCGAGCUGACAGUCCCAAUGUUGACUAGAGUCUGCAACUCUUGUAGAGAACACGGAUGGCCCGAACUGGGGAAGUGGGCCGCCCAGCGGCUUGCUGAGGCGAAUCCUUAAUUAAGGUCUGCGUGAACCCAAAGUCGCUAGGAGAACUAACAGUAGGAGGUAGUGAUUCCAGAGAAUUGUGAUAAUAAGGUUUACUUCAUGCUGGUUUCGUAAGAAAGGCUUAGGGCAGUUUUUUAAGUAGAAAGCUCACAUUGAUCGAAUUUUUUGUACUUUUCUCGAACUCAUAUGUGAUACUAGUUACAAUGCAUAUAAUACAUAUACAACGCAUUCUUUCGCGACUUUGAGUCGA
Molecule: messenger RNA, 2379 nt
Organism: Punica granatum (pomegranate)
Lineage: Eukaryota; Viridiplantae; Streptophyta; Magnoliopsida; Myrtales; Lythraceae
Source: RefSeq, a predicted model, not a curated record